This is a messenger RNA of Penicillium cataractarum, 1269 nucleotides long. RefSeq names its product epoxide hydrolase. Bases 1 to 1269 code for a protein of 422 amino acids. Gene Ontology annotation, molecular function: epoxide hydrolase activity. The transcript is spliced from 4 exons. The record is from RefSeq and is a predicted model, not a curated record. Lineage: Eukaryota; Fungi; Ascomycota; Eurotiomycetes; Eurotiales; Aspergillaceae. Gene Ontology annotation, biological process: epoxide metabolic process.
AUGACUACCAUAUCUCCAUUCACUAUCGCAGUCCCGGACUCUCAAAUCGACCAGCUCCACAAGAAGCUCGAGCAAGCUACUUUCUCUGAUGAAUUCGAUACUGCUGGCUGGGGCAUGGGUGUUCCACCUGCGGAGAUGAAGCGACUAGUUACCAUCUGGCGUGAGAAGUUUGACUGGCGAGCCCAGGAGAGAAAAUUGAAUGAGCAGCUCCAGCAGUAUACGGUGCCUAUCUCGGUUGACGGGUUUGGGGAACUUGAUAUCCACGUCAUUCAUCAUCGGAGCCAGAAUUCAAAUGCUAUUCCGCUGCUUUUUAUUCAUGGAUGGCCCGGUAGCUUCCUUGAAGCGACCAAGUUGAUCCCUCUACUCAUGAAAGAAGACGAAGGACCUGCAUUCGAUGUUGUUGUACCCUCAUUGCCUAACUUUGGCUUCUCACAAGGUGUAUCGAAGAAAGGAUUCGGCCUAGCCCAGUAUGCAGAAACCCUUCAUAAGGUGAUGAUCGCACUUAAGUACGAUGAAUAUGUCAUCCAAGGAGGCGAUUGGGGCAGCAUGAUUGCCCGCGCCAUGGCACAACUAUACGCCAAACACAUUCAAGCCAUACACUUGAACUUCAUCCCAGUCAUUCCACCAUACCCAUGGCGAAGCCCCCUCCGCUUCCUCCAAUCUCUCGCCAGUGUUCCAUUCUCGACCAAGGACAGAGCAUACAUCGCUCGCACAAUGGACUACCUCACUCGUGGUAAUGCCUACAUGAAGCAGCAGGAGAGUCGACCCGAGACUUUGGGAUAUGGAUUACAGGAUAGUCCGGUCGCACUAUUAGCCUGGAUCUACGACAAACUUCAUAUUUGGUCCGACAAUUAUCAAUGGACUGACGAAGAGAUUUUGACCUGGGUGAGUAUCUACUACUUCUCACGCGCGGGACCGGCAGCUUCGAUCAGGAUUUACUAUGAGGCUUCUGCGAAGAAGCCUGAGAGUACGAGCUCUACUGGGCGGCAGGAUGAUCAAGUGAAUAACUGGAUUACCCUUGAACAAGUCUUGGCUGCUCAUGCACCGCCCAAUGUACGAUUUGCCGUGGCGCAGUUCAAGGAGGAAAUCCUGAUGUGGCCCAUGGCUUGGUACCAUGCCAUUGGAAAUGUGGUCAAAGAAAAGGAAUUUGACCGCGGUGGCCAUUUUGCGGCGUGGGAGGUGCCUGAAUUGCUUGCAGGAGAUCUUAAAGAGUUCUUUGGGAGGGAUGGAGCCGCUUACGAAGCUGUUCAGGAGAAAGAUGGCUAUUGA